UCGAGCUGAGUCUCGGAGAAGGUGCACGGGAUAGAAGUCGCCGGAACAAAGCUCGGCUUUGGGGUGCGUCUGUGGGUAUCCCUCUACCCUCUCCAGGAGAGGGUCUUCACGCUACGCUAGCGGGCCCUGCCACACACCCGGCCUGCGUGGAGUCUUUCUCUGCACACCCGGGAGGUCAAGAGGAAUCACAGGCUCGGCCCUCCCACCGCGGGGUCUCCUCCGCCUGCACCGUUGUUACCUUCAGGUGGCCUUGGAGCCUCAGAAGACGACCGGUGGCAAGACUCCUGGCUCCCUAGAGCCUGAUCUCAAAGAGGGCACCGUGCGCUGCAGGGAUCCCAUAAUAGCAGGCUCUCUUUUGUCAACUCUCAAGCUUUUCUAGAAUGCUAUGAACAUUUGCCAGCGUUGUUUUUCAAAAAAGAGAAAGGGCUGUGGAUUCUUCCUAGGAACAGAGACAUCCACGGUGGCUUUCAAUGCCUAACGUUGCUGAAACUGGAAGAUCCACAGACUCUGGGCAUGGUGACCACACAUCUGGGAACAAGUCCCCGGAAGAGGACCUGCAAGGGGCUGUAAAAUCUUUCUGCACAAGUGUCAUGGGAGCGCCUGUGGGCCCCAGAGGAGAUGGGCAUUACCCUUCAAGCUGUCCAGUGACUCAUACUCGGGAAAAAAUUUAUGCCAUCUGUUCAGACUAUGCCUUCCUCAACCAGGCAACCUCGAUCUACAAAACUCCCAGCCCAGCCCUAUCUUCUUGCCUCCCCGGUAAUACCUCUCAUUCUGCUGGAAAUAGCUCAAGACAUAUUGGUAUCCCAGCCAGUACAUCAGAAAUAACCUAUAAAGAAGAAAAUAGCUUGGAAAACUUAUCCACCAGCUUGGGCAAGCUACCUCUCGCAUGGGAAAUUGAUAAAUCUGAAUUUGAUGGGGUGACUACAAAUCUAAAACAUAGAUCAGGCAAUGCAAAGAAACAAAUUUCCAAGAAAAAAACUUCAGAUAAAAAAGGGCUGCAUCAGAGAGAGUGUCCCCACCAUUUUCCUCUUGAAGAUGUUAAACAGCGCAAAGUGUUAGACCUCAGACGAUGGUACUGCAUAAGCCGACCACAAUAUAAGACUUCAUGUGGUAUCUCCUCAUUGAUUUCUUGUUGGAAUUUCCUAUACAGCGUAAUGGGAGCUGGGAAUCUCCCACCUAUUACCCAAGAAGACGCAUUACAUAUUUUGGGCUUCCAACCCCCAUUUGAAGACAUUAGGUUUGGCCCUUUCACUGGAAAUACAACACUCAUGAGAUGGUUUAGACAAAUUAAUGACCACUUCCAUGUGAAAGGAUGCUCUUAUGUUCUAUAUAAGCCCCAUGGGAAGAACAAAACAGCUGGAGAAACUGCUCCUGGGGCCUUGUCAAAGUUAACCCGAGGAUUGAAAGACGAGUCACUGGCUUAUAUCUACCAUUGCCAAAACCAUUAUUUUUGUCCAAUUGGCUUUGAAGCAACCCCUGUUAAAGCUAAUAAGGCAUUCAGCAGGGGCCCUCUCUCACCACAAGAAGUAGAAUAUUGGAUUUUAAUUGGAGAGUCAAGUAGAAAACAUCCUGCCAUUCAUUGUAAAAGAUGGGCAGAUAUUGUCACUGAUCUGAACACACAAAAUCCAGAAUUCUUAGACAUCAGACAUCUAGAGAGGGGGCUGCAGUUCCGGAAAACAAAGAAGGUUGGAGGAAAUUUGCAUUGCAUCAUAGCAUUCCAGAGACUCAGCUGGCAAAGAUUUGGUUUUUGGAACUUUCCAUUUGGAACUAUUACACAAGAUUCACAACCUCCCCAGGGAAUGGCCAAAUCUGAGAGUGAGGACAACAUCUCUAAGAAGCAGCAUGGGCGUCUGGGCAGGUCCUUCAGUGCUAGUUUCCACCAGGACUCGGCAUGGAAGAAGAUGUCUAGCAUCCAUGAGAGAAGGAACAGUGGCUACCACAGCUACAGUGAUUACAAUGGCAAUGACUGAGCGUGUGGAAACUGAAGCACCGGUGUCUCCCACACAGCUGUUAUGUUCAGGAGUGCAUUAAGACUUCAGAUGGUUUCUUAAAGUCUAUCAAUAGGAACAGAUCUUGUGGUACAAAACAUAACCUGUAGUUCUCUAGUAAAUAAGCAUACAUAUGAUUACAAUGGGUGGCUUCAAAUAGGCAGGUAAAAAAAAGAUUACUGCUCUUUUAAAAUUAAAAGCAGAUAAGCAAUCUGGACAAAGGGUUUUUAAAAAUCCGAUAAAAUCAUAACUGCUUCAAAGCAAAACCACAAAUGCACUUAACAGAAUUAAAACUUGAACUAUUUAAGCAUGAAGUGAUUUAUUAAAACUUGAUCCCUAGCUAUUAAUUACAGAUACUUUGAUUCCUAAGACCAAUUUGCAAGGCACCAUCACCUGCCCUUAACAAAAUGGGGGCUGUCAAGUUGCAGUCUUUACUCAUGGUUAAAGCUCAUUUAAAAUUAUCUUGCUAGGCUAGUUGUUCUUUCAGUGGUGGCAGUAUCCACCUCACCUCCGGGCUUUCCUGAAUAACUGUCUCAGGAUUCUUGACAGAGAAGCAGAAAAGUACUCAAGAAACUGACCUUUUCUACAGGUCCAGGUGGGGCAUUGAUUCUGAUACUCUUGAUUUGGCACAAGAAUAGGCCCUGAACAAUGUCUGAAGGUCUAGAACACCUUGUUUUAGGCAUGCAGUUACAGAGCGUUUGGAAUCUAGAGUUUCUAUAUCCAUGGUAAUAUGUGCAGUGAGAUCUGAUACUUUAUUGGUCUCUUACUGGAGUCACGUGUUAAACAGUGCUGAAGACAUGUUGGCGAUAUUCAGCUCACUCUGAGGACAACUCUCUAUUCUCAAUUCUGAGUUGUUUCUUUUUGUGAAACAUCCAGUUGUUUGAAGUGUGUGUUAAAUAUUUCAGAUGUGUGAACUCAAUACUCGAGCUCCUCCUUAGCUGCUGUUGUUUCUCUUUUGCUGCAAUGUGUGACUUCCGUUGUUCUUUCAUGUAACAGGCUCAUUCCAAGAUUCAAGUCAGUAACUUGGUGAUUACAAGGUGCUGAGUAUGUUAGAACCAUAUUGCAAUACACCUCAUAGGGAGGUUUCAGAUUUUUAUUUUUAAAACAUUUUCAUUUUGUCUCUUGAAUUUUAUAUACAUUUAUCCACUCAUACAUGCUUAGCGUACAGAAAGGGCUUUAUAUUACAAAAUGGUCCUAUUUCUGAAGAGAUUAUUUAGCUUGAAAUGCAAAAGACUGAAAGUUUGUAGGUUGUUGAUUUUGUUAUUUCAUACUGGAACUUUUAAAAUGUUUUCAUCAAAUAAAGUUUUUUUUUUUUUUUA
Psammomys obesus (fat sand rat) is the source of this 3307-nucleotide messenger RNA. RefSeq names its product basic, immunoglobulin-like variable motif containing (gene Bivm). Bases 471 to 1970 code for a protein of 499 amino acids. The transcript is spliced from 11 exons. The record is from RefSeq and is a predicted model, not a curated record. Lineage: Eukaryota; Metazoa; Chordata; Mammalia; Rodentia; Muridae. Gene Ontology annotation, cellular component: nucleus. Gene Ontology annotation, molecular function: single-stranded DNA binding; DNA endonuclease activity. Gene Ontology annotation, biological process: nucleotide-excision repair.